Drosophila pseudoobscura is the source of this 2695-nucleotide messenger RNA. RefSeq names its product zinc finger protein 624. Gene Ontology annotation, cellular component: nucleus. The record is from RefSeq and is a predicted model, not a curated record. Gene Ontology annotation, biological process: regulation of transcription by RNA polymerase II. Gene Ontology annotation, molecular function: RNA polymerase II transcription regulatory region sequence-specific DNA binding; DNA-binding transcription factor activity, RNA polymerase II-specific. Lineage: Eukaryota; Metazoa; Arthropoda; Insecta; Diptera; Drosophilidae. The transcript has a single exon. Bases 330 to 1457 code for a protein of 375 amino acids.
ACCGUAUAUUUGACCGGAAUAUGCGCGGUCACACUGUCCACCAUCUUGGAACGAAGUUGCCACAUAAAAAAAAGUCGGAAAGAAGGAAAAAACUACCCAAUCUCGCGAAAAAUAAGUGUUGACUAUUGUAAGAAAAAAUUUAUCAAUCGCAGUACGCGCCAAAAGAAAACCCGGCAGCGAAUCGCUGGGUCAACUGCAUCAUUAGGCACGUACUCUCGUGUGGCUCUGUCGUUGAGGAGGAGGUGGAGAGGAGGCGCUGACGCCACGCCACACACAUCACUCAGCCCAACACACACCACACACGCUAAAAGAGCCCAAGAAACAAAAAAAUGACCUCGAAGCGUAAGUAUCAGAGCCUGUCGAGCUCCAAUCCGGCUGUGAUCAAAGAGGAGAUUGUGCCCGUGCUCAUACAAACGGAAUCGGACGAAGGCGAAAACGGCGAUACACCACAUUACACAUAUGCCUACACGACGACCACAGAAGAUGACGAUGCCGAGACGACGGAGGUGAUCACAAUGGACGAUCGCCAAGAGGUAAUUAUCGAUGAGAACGGGCAUGCCGUGACGCUGCAGCAAUUGGUGGAGAACAGCACCGUCGAGGAGGUGGAGACCAUCGAACAGGGCGAUGGCACGCACACCAUUCUCCGUAUUGUGCCAAGCAUACGGGGCGGCCACCACGCCGAUGGCGAGGAAGAUGACGAGAACGAGGAACUGGAGGAGGAGAUCGAGCAUGAUGAGGAGCACGAGGUGGAGGAGAUUCUGGGAAUCGAACACGAGGGCCUCGAGGAAGAGACCGAAGAUGGUGUCAGCUCGAUUGUCUUCGAGGGCACCAUUGACCACAGCAUGGAGGGGGACGGACGCAGCAAGACUUUCUACUGCCCAAACUGUGGCAACUGCUACAGCGCUGCCGGCUCCCUGAAGCUGCAUAUGCGAGCCUGCCUGCGGCAGCGCAACGAUGUCUCGCCCGAGGACCGCAAGUGUUCCGUCUGCAGCAAGAUCUUCAAUUCGGUGGCCUACCUCAAGGAGCACAUGAUGCGACAUACCGGCGAGCAGCCGUUCCGCUGCACCCGUUGCUACCGAAAAUUCAUCGAUCAGCAGAAGUUCAACGCCCACAUGGAGUCGCACAAGCAUCAGGACAAGCUGGAGGCCGAGGCCGUGGCCCUGGCUGCCCAGCAUGGCGGUAAGAAGGUGGUCGUGAAGGAAUUCAAUUGUUCCUUUUGCAACGAGGACUUCACCGUCGUGUUUGAUGUGGGUCAGGUGAAGCGGCGAUAUGCCUGCGACGGCUGCCGCGAUAAGUACUCGAAUGCGGAGGCUCUGCGCCAGCACAAGCAGUUAGUGGAGGAGAAACGGGAAUUCACUUGCGAUCGAUGCGGCCGCAAGUUCGUCUUCGAGGGCUUCCUUCAGCGCCACUUACCCAACUGCGAUGGCAGCAUCAAGCGGCGGCGGGACAUGAAGUAGAGAUGGCAGCAACGUGAUGACAAUUGGCGGCCGACGAACCGCAGGCGGUGGCCCCCUCGACACCAGCUGGAGAACCACAAUGAUGACUACGAUGAUAGUGAUGAGUACCAGCUCCAGUCCGAGGUGGAUCCCCUGAUGGUUUUACCAAUGCAUUACGUUGUUAUUAAGCAGGAGGCAAGCAAGAAGGACGAUACCGAUGACGAUGACGGCUUGGAUGUGAGGCAAAAGAAAGAACAGGCAGAGGAGUAGCAAUUAGCAAUCGAAAGAUGGAUGGAUGGCUCUACCAACCCCCCGGCGGGACAAUCAAAUACUUUAUUGUGUAAUUCUGAAAAAUUUCCGUUUUCCCCAGUCGUGUGUGUGGAAUUGGAGGUGUGGGGAAGGAAAGAAGAAAGAGCAAGAAAGAGUCCAAAUAUGUUGAAGGUGUGUGGUAGGUGUGGUAAGAAAAGAGCAAGAAAGAGUCCAAAUAUCUUGAAUAACGUAUAUAUAUUAUAUAGAUAUAUUGAAAUAAUUUUUUUUUUCAUAUUGAUAUAUUAUCAUUGGGACCGUGAAUCAUUUAAAAUCCCAGAAAUUUAUUUUUGUUGAAGAAAAAUGUUUAUGAAAGGCAUAAGGCCCCUUUAAGUAGAAAUAUUGAUAAUUUUAAGAACAAAAAAAAGAUGAUUUUUGGUUAUCAAAUUAUAUUCGAUUUCGGUUAAAGAAAAACUAAACUCCUACAUAUUGGCCUACGAGAGACGAAUAUAGAGGGAGACGGAAACGGAGAGGCAAGAUCAUGAAAUACGCCAUCAACGCUCCAGUUUUCGGUCAAUGUAUAGCCUAAGCACAUUACUUACUUAUUUAAAAUCCCAGAAAUUUAUUUUUGUUGAAGAAAAAUCUUUAUGAAAGGCAUAAGGCCCCUUUAAGUAGACAUUGAUAAUUUUAAGAACAAAAAAAGAAAUGAUUUUUGGUUAUCAAAUUAUAUUCGAUUUAGGUUUAAGAAAAAACUCCUACAUAUUUUCCCACGAGAGACGAAUAUAGAGGGAGACGGAAACGGAGAGGCAAGAUCAUGAAAUACGCCAUCAACGCUCCAGUUUUCCGGUCAAUGUAUAGCCUAAGCACAUUACUUACCUUAUUAAAAAGAAAAAAACCUUACUUUAUAAUUCUGCUAUUUAAUCGUUAAUGCUUCGGGAGGCUCCCGCUAUUGUGAGGCAAACCCCAAACAUUUCUGAUUGGUGUUGAGCUCAAUAAAGCCAAAGUCACACGAA